Molecule: messenger RNA, 2528 nt
Organism: Amaranthus tricolor (Joseph's coat)
Lineage: Eukaryota; Viridiplantae; Streptophyta; Magnoliopsida; Caryophyllales; Amaranthaceae
Product: beta-fructofuranosidase, soluble isoenzyme I-like
Exons: 7
Coding region: 211-2115 (634 amino acids)
Biological process (GO): carbohydrate metabolic process
Molecular function (GO): beta-fructofuranosidase activity
Source: RefSeq, a predicted model, not a curated record
UUUCUUGUUAAAAAGAUGAUUUCUUUUUCCUUCAAACACUUUUCUUUUUUGCCCUUUAUGAAACAUCCCUAAAAAAUUAGAAUCACUCUAGUAAAUCCAAUUAGCAAUUAUCAAAUCAACCCUUGACAACUCCUCCACUACUCCCUUCUUCUCCUUCAUUUUCCUAUUUAAACCUCAUUUUCCUUUCUCUCUCUUCACCAAUCCACAAUAAUGGCUCCCAAAUCUUCUAUUACAGACCUGGAAAACAACCAACCUCUCCUCCGGGUCAAACCCGACCCAAACCCAUCCCAACCCAACUCAUCAACCCACAAACCCAUCAAACGAAUAGCAAUACUCACUCUCUCCUUAAUCUUCAUUCUUGUCAUCGUCUCAUUACCCUCAGACAAUCAAAAAGUGUCAGAAAAAGCGUCGGAGAAAGUGUCGGAGAUUUCUCCGACGAUCAUUUCUCGGGGAAAAAGAGAAGGAGUGUCGGAAAAGGUUUAUAGAGGAGAAAGGGAUGGAUUAUCCUAUGAAUGGACAAAUGAUAUGUUGUUAUGGCAAAGAAGUGGUUACCAUUUUCAGCCUCAGAAAAAUUGGAUGAAUGAUCCUAAUGGUCCACUGUAUCACAAAGGAUACUACCAUCUGUUCUACCAAUACAACCCUGAAUCAGCUGUGUGGGGUAACAUUACAUGGGCCCACGCAGUUUCAACGGACAUGAUUCACUGGAAGUACCUCCCAGAUGCAAUGGUUCCUGAUCAUUGGUAUGAUGUCAAUGGUGUUUGGACAGGAUCCGCUACGAUCUUGCCAGAUGGCAACAUCAUGAUGCUUUACACUGGUGAUACUGACCAAUUGGUGCAAGUCCAGAAUCUAGCAUACCCUGCCAACCAAAUGGAUCCCCUCCUUCUUGACUGGGUCAAAUACUCGGGUAAUCCGGUUUUGACCCCACCAGAAGGAAUCGGGUCUAAGGACUUUCGGGAUCCAACCACAGCGUGGGUGGAUCCCAAUGGAAUCUGGAGAAUUAUAAUUGGAUCCAAAAAGGAUAAAACCGGUAUUUCACUAGUUUAUAAGACUACGGAUUUUAAGAAUUUUGAGCUGGAGGGUAAUUUACAUGGGGUACCGGGUACGGGUAUGUGGGAAUGUGUGGAUUUUUACCCCGUGUCAACCACGGGCCGAAAUGGACUCGAUACUUCGGCUUAUGGGCCGGGUAUGAAGCAUUUGUUAAAGGCUAGUUUGGAUGAUACUAAGGAGGAUCAUUAUGCAUUGGGAACCUAUGAUGUGGUAAAUCAAAAAUGGGUACCCGAUAACCCGGAAAUGGAUGUUGGUAUUGGGUUGAGAUUGGAUUAUGGAAAGUAUUAUGCAUCAAAGACAUUUUUUGACCAGAAUAAACAGAGGAGGAUUUUGUGGGGGUGGGUUGGAGAGACUGAUACUGAGGCUGAUGAUUUGUUGAAGGGAUGGGCUUCUAUGCAGACAAUCCCAAGGGUUGUGACCUAUGAUGCAAAGACAGGUAGCAACAUCCUGCAAUGGCCUAUUGAGGAAUUGGAUUCUUUGAGAACAGAACACACAGAAUUUGAUAAUCUGAAAUUACAACCAGGAUCCAUCAUUAACCUUAACAUAACCUCUGCUGCACAGCUGGAUGUAAGUGCUGAAUUUGUGAUUGAUCCAAAGGCAUUGGAAUCAAGUGUAGAAGAUAAUGUGAUCAACAAUUGCAGUACUGCAGCUGUUAGGCAAGCAUUAGGCCCAUUUGGGCUUUUGGUUUUGGCUGAUGAAUCACUCUCUGAGUUGACUCCUGUUUACUUCUACAUUGCUAAAGCCUCUGAUGGAACUCUCAAGAAUUGGUUCUGUACCGAUCAAUCAAGAUCAUCAAGGGCCAAUGGCGUUGAUAAAGAAGUAUACGGUGGACCGGUUCCGGUUCUAAAUGGUGAAAAAUACAGCAUAAGAGUACUAGUUGAUCAUUCAAUUGUAGAAGCAUUUGGGCAAGGAGGGAGGACAUGUAUAACCUCAAGAAUAUACCCAACGAAGGCACUAUAUGGAAAAGCCAGGGUUUUUGUCUUCAACAAUGCAACUGAUUCCAGUGUUACAGCUUCUGUCAAGAUGUGGAAACUAGAAUCUGCUCAUCUUGGUCCAUAUAUUUUUUGAUCAUAUAUCAUUACGUGAUCCAUUUUUUGUACCAUUAAAUAUUGAUUUCAAUUUUUUUUAAAAUAAAAAAUAUUCAUAAUUAUUGUUAAAAAAAAUAAUAUAUAUGCGGCGACAGCGGAAUAUACCGAAUAUGAUGAUGAUGAUGGUGAUAAUUAUCGCAAACCUUGUUAUACUAUUACCAAAUGUAUUCUACUUUUGUAAGAUCAUCCAAAGAAAAAUGGUUAUAAUUAACAUCAUAUAUAGUUUGAUAAUUCAACCAAUAAUGGCCCAUUAAUUGUAAAUUUAUUUAUGUUGUGUGUUUAAUUAUUAUUAUUCUAAAACCAUGAGAAAAAUUGUAAUAUUGAGAUGAUGUAAAUAAUGUAUUUUCCUUGUAUUUUUAAUAUCUACUUAUUUCUUGAAUAGUGUUUGAUCUU